UCUACCUUUACAUCACAAACAAUGGAGAUCGAUUUGACACCCAAGUUGGCCAAGAAGAUCUACGGCGGAGAUGGUGGCGCCUACCACUCUUGGUGCCCCAGUGAGCUCCCCAUGCUCAAAGAGGGCAACAUCGGCGCCGCCAAGCUCUUCCUCGAGAAGAACGGCUUCGCCCUGCCCCGCUACUCCGAUUCCGCCAAGGUUGCCUACGUUCUUCAAGGCAGCGGAGUGGCCGGGAUCAUCCUGCCGGAGAAGGAGGAGAAAGUUCUAGCGAUCAAGAAGGGCGACGCCAUCGCCCUCCCCUUCGGCGUGACGACGUGGUGGUACAACAAGGAGGAUACCGAGCUGGGCAUCCUCUUCCUCGGCGACACCAAGACCGCUCACAAGGCCGGGUGCUUCACGGACAUGUUCCUCACCGGCCCCAACGGCAUCUUCACCGGCUUCUCCACCGAGUUCGUGGGCCGUGCCUGGGACCUCGACGAGGCCACCGUCAAGACCCUCGUCGGCAGCCAGUCGGGAAAGGGCAUCGUGAAGCUCCCCGCCGACGCCAAGAUGCCGGAACCAAAGAAGGAUCACUACUCCGGAAUGGCGCUCAACUGCAUUGAGGCGCCCCUUGAUGUUGACAUCAAGGGCGGAGGCAAGGUCGUGGUGCUCAACACCAAGAACCUGCCCCUUGUCGGGGAGGUCGGCCUUGGAGCCGACCUCGUGAUGCUCAACGGGGGAGCCAUGUGCUCCCCUGGCUUCUCCUGCGACUCGGCCCUGCAGGUCACCUACAUUGUUAGGGGCAGUGGCCGCGUCCAGGUCGUCGGAGUCGACGGCAAGCGCGUGCUCGAGACCACCAUCAAGGCCGGUAACCUCUUUAUCGUUCCUAGGUUUUUCGUCGUCUCCAAGAUUUCUGAUCCCGAUGGCAUGGACUGGUUCUCCAUCAUCACCACUCCAAACCCUAUUUUCACGCAUCUGGCGGGAAGGACUUCGGUAUGGAAGGCUCUGUCGCCGGAGGUGUUGAGGGCGUCGUUUAAUGUUCCGGCGGAUGUGGAGGAGAAGUUUAGCUCAAAGAGGAAGGCGGAAGAGAUCUUUUUCCCGCCACCGAAUUGAUCCAACGUCUUCUUUUUUUUUUUCAAUCAUUUUUUGUUCUUAAUAAAUAAUUAGCGAUGAGCUGAUGAGCAUUUCAAUUUGCACGGAUUUUGGAGUUAUUUAUUCUAUUAUUGUUAGGUUUCUUUCAUAAACUUCAACUUAAGUUUAUUGCAAA
This is a messenger RNA of Salvia hispanica, 1246 nucleotides long. Lineage: Eukaryota; Viridiplantae; Streptophyta; Magnoliopsida; Lamiales; Lamiaceae. The record is from RefSeq and is a predicted model, not a curated record.